AUGUCCCUGACUAUCAACGCUGUUCUCAUCCUUUCUCUUCUGUCCGUAUGUAGUGCUUUCAUGCCGGCUCCAGGAACUCACUCGCUGAGUCGGGGCCUGGCGCCUUUCUCUGCCAAAGUUUCGCAACGGCCCCCUUUCCCAAGGUUGAGAACGCACGGACGCUCGAAGCUCGAGAUGAUGGCCAAGAAGACGUUCAAGGACUUUGAUGAUCUCCUGGCCAGCUCUGAGAAGCCGGUGCUGGUUGACUUCUAUGCGGUAUGGUGUGGCCCGUGUGUUAUCAUGAGUAAGGAGCUCGCGUCGUUGAGCGAAACUAUUGGUGACAAGGUUAUGAUCGUCAAGAUUGAUACCGAGAAGUAUCCCAACAUCACCAACAAGUUCAACGUGCAUGCGCUGCCUACUUGUAUUCUUUUCAAGGAUGGUCAACCAGUCGAUCGCUUUGAGGGAGUGAUGAAGCAAGACCAGCUGAAGGACCGGAUAUUAUCCAAGAUCAAUUAG
Guillardia theta CCMP2712 is the source of this 495-nucleotide messenger RNA. RefSeq lists its product as hypothetical. Gene Ontology annotation, cellular component: cytoplasm. The transcript is spliced from 5 exons. Bases 1 to 495 code for a protein of 164 amino acids. Lineage: Eukaryota; Cryptophyceae; Pyrenomonadales; Geminigeraceae. The record is from RefSeq and is a predicted model, not a curated record. Gene Ontology annotation, molecular function: protein-disulfide reductase activity; oxidoreductase activity, acting on a sulfur group of donors, disulfide as acceptor.